Molecule: messenger RNA, 2082 nt
Organism: Acomys russatus (golden spiny mouse)
Lineage: Eukaryota; Metazoa; Chordata; Mammalia; Rodentia; Muridae
Gene: Vopp1
Product: VOPP1 WW domain binding protein
Exons: 6
Coding region: 452-769 (105 amino acids)
Cellular component (GO): cytoplasmic vesicle membrane
Source: RefSeq, a predicted model, not a curated record
CGCUGCCUUCCCCGGGGUCCGCACGUUCGCCCCGGGGUGGACCGACUCUGAGCCCGCCCUACAGCUGGGCUUCGGACCGGCCCCGCGGGAACCAUGAGCCGCUGUCUCGGCAGGGUGGCGGCGCUGCUGCUCGGGCUGCUGGUGGAGGGGGUUACAACUAAGAGAUUGCCUUGAGUCUCAGGAAAGACUUCGACUUUGGACUUUUAAACUGUGUUGAGCCUGUGAAAGCUGCUCUGGCUCCAUGCCUGCCUGCCUGCUGCCUGCUCCCUGCCAUGAUGGUCAUGGACUCUAAACCUCUGCAGCUUGCACAGAGGCCAAAAAACACUGCUGGUAUUUUGAAGGACUCUACCCUACAUACUAUAUAUGCCGUUCCUAUGAAGACUGCUGUGGCUCCAGGUGCUGUGUGCGGGCCCUCUCCAUACAGAGGCUGUGGUAUUUUUGGUUCCUGCUGAUGAUGGGUGUGCUGUUCUGCUGUGGAGCUGGUUUCUUCAUCCGCCGGCGCAUGUACCCACCACCACUCAUUGAGGAGCCCACAUUCAAUGUGUCCUACACCAGGCAGCCACCAAAUCCUGCUCCAGGACCACAGCAAAUGGGGCCGCCAUAUUACACUGACCCAGGAGGACCCGGGAUGAAUCCUGUUGGCAAUACCAUGGCAAUGGCUUUCCAGGUCCAGCCCGGUUCACCCCACGGAGGCACAACUUACCCACCCCCUCCUUCCUACUGCAACACGCCCCCUCCACCCUAUGAACAGGUGGUGAAGGACAAGUAGCAAGAUGCUACAUCAAGGCAGAGGCUGGACAGGCCCCUGUGUGUGUCCUCCCCGUCCUCACUGAUACUUGCUAAUAGGAUGGUCCAAGAGCAAACUGCUCUGAUAUUUUCAAGGCAAGCCCAGUUCUCUUUCAAGUUUUUUGUGGAGGACAUUUGAAUCCACACUGUCUCCUCUGUUGCUUCUGUUUCUGAUGUAGUCUGUGCUCUCUGAGAGAGUGUGGCAGCAGUCCCUGAGGGUUGACAUUCCUUGGGGGGGGGGGGCCAAGGUAGAUCCUCAGGGAGAGAAGCUAAGAGGAAAGGAAGGCAUAGCCUAUGUGUCAGGGGGCAGAUAAAACAGUCAGGCUGAGAUAAAACUCCCAUGAUGCAGUAGUUGGCAAAGAAAUUCCAAGGGCCACUGUCCCAGCCCAUUCUCCUAAUACAAACUGUGGAUGUGCUAGGGAGGCCUGUUGAUGCUGUUUGAUCUCCACUCACAUCCUGAAAACAGGCUUUCCUCUGCAGGAAAAGGAAAGACCCAGGUGCAUGCUACUUCCACUGCAAAAUGAGGGUCAAGAUUCAGGCCCCAGCUGAACAUAAUCUAUAGUUAACUAAAGACCGUUAAAGAGGGGAAUAGCUUUAAGUCAGGGAAAACAGCUCCCUGCUCUAAAUGGAGACAUAGAAUUUUAUGAAUCAUGAUCUGGCUCCAGAUGGAAAAACAUGUUUCUUUUUUCUUUUAGUGCAAUUAUGGAAGUAAGAGUCCUGUCCCUUGAGAUCAAGUGGAGAGUGUGAACUCUUGGGGUCACUGCUCAGAGAGCCCCAGCCCCCUUCCCUUAGGAGUUCUGGUGAUGGGUCUCAUGGACACUUCCGAACAGGGGACACAUUAGGCUGGGUAGUGACAUUGACCCUUGGAGAGGGAGAGAGCAGCCAAAGAAGCCCAGCAAAGAAAGAGCAGCUCUUCUGAGUAAGACCUGGCAUGUAUGUGGUCCUGGCAGAGAUGUGCCGGGCUCAGAAGAGGAGACAUUUGUGGGUAGAACAGUGGAAGCCUUCUUAGUUGCACAGACCACAUAAUCAAAAGUAGAGAAAGAAGGUGUAGUUAGAGCUUCCGUUUCCCAGGUGAGAGUCAGAGCUCACCCAUAGCUUUACAAGUAGUGGAGGGGGUUGUGAACAGUGAGGAGUCAUGUUCCCUUGCGUAGUUAGUCAUGUUGAUAGGUAUUUAAACCCAGAGUGAGACCUUGUGUAGUAAGAGCAAGGUGGUGUAGGUAAGAUGUCUAGAGUAUUUAUGUGUAUUAUGGUGGGAACUGGGGCUGCAAGUAAAAGGAGUGGCAUUUUAAAUGAACU